Pistacia vera is the source of this 609-nucleotide messenger RNA. RefSeq lists its product as uncharacterized. Bases 216 to 506 code for a protein of 96 amino acids. Lineage: Eukaryota; Viridiplantae; Streptophyta; Magnoliopsida; Sapindales; Anacardiaceae. The record is from RefSeq and is a predicted model, not a curated record. The transcript has 3 exons.
AAAUGUUCCAACUCAACCUAUCUCAAUCUUUGCCUCAUAACUUAUUGCUGUGUCGAUCAUGACCGUUUCAAUUUCAUUCCCUAAAAAACCUGAUCCUCGCUUUGCCUUCUCCUCCUGUGCUUCUUCCGUGAAUGAAUGAAACUUUUUUUUUUUUUAUAAAUAAAUCAACAAACAAUCCCAAACUCAUUUCAUCAACCUAAUUUGCUUCUUCUUCCAUGGACUUCAAGCCUUCGUUCAUCAAUCUCUUUCUUCUUCUUCUUCUUCUCGUCUUCCUCGCUCAGCCUCGCUUUUCAAUAGGUGGGUCGAUGGAGAUGGGUUCAACAUCAGAAUCAGAUGUUUAUGAGAUUGAUUAUAAAGGACCAGAGACACACUCUUCAAUUCCUCCACCGGAUCAUUCUUAUCGUAAGAAGCCUAUGAUUCAUCGUGAAAGGGCGGUGGCGUUUCCCAAAUCCAACGGCGCAAAGGGUGGCAACACACUAGCAAAUGGAAGGAAAAUUCAUGGGUAGACAAGUUUUGGAAGCGAAUUUGAUUUUAAUUUUUGUUAAAAUUAAUUUAUAUAAUUCAGUUAUCCUCUUUAUAGAUAUCUAAGAUAAAAUGUAAAUGCUAGAG